ACUUUGGGAUAGAAUUCAGUACUUUCUUCUUUUACUGAGUUUUAAGUCUGUAGUUUGAAUUGAGAUGCUUUCAUUGGGAGAACCUGUGAAAAAUGUUAUAAACAAAGGAACCAAUUGGAAAUGGCAAAGACUACUAGUUAUAGAUUUUUUGGAUGUUGGAUUUUGGUUUUUAGUUGAUAUAUAUAUUUGUGUUGGUGUCUCUAGCUGUUUUAAACCUUUGGGUAUAUCCUUCUUCCUGCAUUGCUAUUUUCUACAAACCACAAAUGGUUUGUAUGACAAUACACAGGAGAUGACAGGGACAUCCUUAGGGGACUGUGGGCUAGGCUGAAUCAUUCGAUGUGUAUAUGUGUAUGUAUGUAUAUGUGUGUGUGUAUUUUUCUAUAAUUGUGAUUGUUUGAAUGUGCACAUUUUGUCUCUUAAUAUAUUUAGGCAGUAUUAACUAGAGAUGGGCUGUGAGGUGGGGGAAGCUGAACUAUAUAUAAUAGGACAACAGAAAGGGGAGGGACUUGUUUCAGGUACUUUACUUCAGAUUAUUUCUGUAUAUGUCCUUUUUAAUAUUUCCUUUCCCUCUGUUAGCUGUACCUCCUCCCUUUCCAAUUCUAUCAGUAUCUGUGUCCACUAAAUAUCCUUGUUUCAUUCCUUCUCUUAUUAGGACUUUGUACAAUUAUACCAAUUUAUUAUUACAAAUUGUGAGGCAUCUAGGUGGUGCAGUGGAUUGAGUGCCUAGAGUCAGGAAGAUUCCUCUUCUUGAGUUCAAAUCUGGCCUCAGAUACUGUAAUAAUGAGAUUUUGUUAGGGGAAAGAACAAGAAGGAAACAUAAAAAUCAGGUUUAUUUUUGGGAAAGGGAAGAGGGAAAGAGCAAAGAAAAUUAUUACAAUUAAUCUUAAACCCUAAUUUCUAUAAACCUAUCUUAACCUAACUUUCUAAGCUAAAAAAAACAUUAAGUUUCCCCAACACAAAAUCUCACAAAUGGAAUCCAGUCAAUAGGCCAGGAUCUUCAGAUAAAACUGUCCAAAGCAGGACCAGUGGAGAAGUGAGUCUUUAGUCCUCUGUUCUAGCUGCCAGCAGCCAGUCCAAGCAGGAUUCUUCUCUCUUCAACUGGUAUCACCAAAAGGCCAGAAAUCUGAUGUAAAACUUGCAAUCUCCAAAGUCCUUCAGGAGAGAAGUGAAGUUUCUGUUGGGACCAUAGAAUCUUUACCUAGAUAUUGACCCUUAGAGUCCCAUGUGACUCUCUGUCACCUGCUCCUGUCAAUCACUUGAAAGUUUGCAUUGCAAAGUCUUUUUGCAAAUGUCCUCUUCCUAUUAUAAUACUUAUUAGUUGUGUGAUCCUGGUAAGUCAUUUAACUCUGUUUGCCUUAGUUUUUUUUUUUCCUCUGUAAAAGGAGCUAGAGAAGGAAAUGGCAAACUAUUCCAAUAUUUUUGCCAAGAAAAUCAGAAAUGGGGUCAGGAAGAGUCAGAUAAAACUAAAGUGACUAAAGAACAACAACAGUUAUACAAAUUGUACAUACUACAAAUAUGUGAUAGGGACAUCUAGGCAGAGUAAUCAGGAUUACUAUGUUAAUUAUUUUGUUUGAGUUUGGCACAUUCUUACUCCUGCCUUCAGAAAGAGAAACCUUUCUCUCCAAUACAGUUAGUAUAGGAUCUGCCAGCAGCUCCUAUAUAAUGAACCUGUGGGUGGUGACCUGAGAAGGAAAUUGGAGGCUAGAGGAAUAUGCUUGUAAAAUAGAUAAGGCAGUCAGAGGAAGAGACACAGGAAUAAAGACUCAGAGACCACAAAGUUAAAACACUUGGGGAGUUGCAAGUUCCGUUAUUACCUCUCUGGAAAGAGAGAAAGCAAGCGGAGAAAUUAUAAGUAUGAGAAACAAGAGAAGUGGUGGGGAGCUGACAACUCCAGGACAUCCUCAAUGGGCCACAGGGCCAAGAGAUUAAUGGGAGAUGUGCAGGGCAGCUGCGCUGCAUUAAUCAGUCAGACAUGAGUCAAGACCAAGAUCAAGAUAGUAAGAGGCAAGAGGGAGGGAAUCAAGGCAAGGGAUGUAAGAGCAAGAGAAGUCAGAGAAGAGGAGGCUCACACAUGUUCCCCAGCUUUUAUUGGGGACCUUAGGAAUGUCAAGUGGGAGGUGAUUAAUGAAUACAUGACAUGAUAUAGGUUUUUACAUUGGUAGAAUUGACAAUGAUGGCAUCAAAGAGGAGGAGAUUAAUCUAACCUGCGCUUUGUAAAUGAAUGUAAUCUGAGCUAGGGCACUGUGGCAGUCAACGCCCAGCCCAGGAAUUUGUUAGUCCUUUGGACUGUCCCUUUCCAUACAAUGAACAUUAAGUGAUCUGACCAUGUGUCUGGUAAAUGAAUAUAUAGGAUACAAUAUCAGUACAUCAACCAUACUUGCAAGAUGCUAACAUGCCUGGUAUGCUACAGUUAGCAUUAUCAGCAGAAUGGGUUAAUUUAUGAAACACACUUACUGUUUUCCAGCAGCUCUGCAAAGCAUUUAAAAAAGUCAUUAAAGUUGGGGAAGGUGUCCCUGUUUCUCAAGCACACUUCAUAAGUAAUCAUCCUAAUACAUAGCAAGAGGGGCAUUGGUAUAGAAUUUAAAAAGGUCUUGGAGAUCAUUUAGUCUAGCCCCUUCAUUUUACAGGUGAGGAAACUGAGGUUCAGUGAGGUUAAAUGAUUUGCUCAUAAUCACAUGGCUAUUUAGGGCUGGAACAGGUAUUUUAAUUCUGUUCUCAUGACUUUUAACCUACCUUUCUUCUUUCCCUAGCUUUAUACCAUCUUUUCAUGUUACUAACUCUAACUUGACAUUUUGGUUGUUUUCCCAUUUUCUGAAAGAUAAAAGACAAAUUUCCCAAACUGACAUUAAGAUCCUUCAUAAUCUGGCUUCAACUUACUUUUCCAGUGAUAUUUCAGACUCUUCCCUUUUUCACAGGCUACAUUCCCACCAAACUAAACUCCGAGUCCCCUUUCCAUUCCAGCUUGUGAGAUCUGUGUAAAAGGAAAUAGUUCAGAGACUAUGAGCUGGCCUCAGAGCAGAGAUUCCAGAGUCAAUUCCAGAGGGAGGACUAAGCUCUUAAGGAAUAGCUUAUGCCUCUUAAAGCCAGGCUACUUUGCUUUUUUAAAAGACCAUGUGAGGUAUGACUGACCCUUAGUCAGUUAUCUGAAGUUCUCUGUAUUCUAGAAAUUAUUUUUGCUUAAUCACUAAUGCCUUAUAAUGCUAUCAGAUUAGUUAGGGAACUCUGUUGUUCAGUUAUGAUGAUAACUCUUUUAUGUUGUUAUCAGGUCAAUGGAAACUUCCCAAUUUUAUUAGAAACUUCCUUGUUUCUAAAACAUCCUCUCUCCACAUCUUGGACUUUUGAAAUCUUUCUCUUUCUUAAAAGUAAGUCUAGCUCUGGUGCUAUCUCUAUGAACCCCAGCUCAUAUCUUCUCCAGGUGAAAAAUCUGUUUUUUCUCAAAUUUCUUUUAGCACUUUGAAUUUCUCCUCUGUCCAAAAAAUAUUGUCUUGCAACACAUCUAUUCACAUAGAUGUUUUAUUCCAUUCUAUUCUACUUUAAGUUUCUCAAGGGAGAAGACUUUCAAAAAAAAAAUUUCAUCCCUAGUGUCUACCACAAUGGCUUACACAUAGUAGGAAUGUUUGUUCAAAAUAAGAUCUUCCUUUCCCUCUCUUUUUUUAGACUCAGCCUGAAUGACACAGCAGUGGGGUAAAAGAGUAUUUCCUUUAUUUUGUCCAAGUCUUGUCUUCAAGUAUAAGCUUACCUCCCUAAUACUCAAAGAUAUAUUUGGGAUAGGAGCACUUAUAACUUUUAGUUUCAGUCUGGCUUUAGUUAACAGAAGUUUGUAUGGUGCUAGGUUUAGCUUCAGCUAGAGUUUCUGUUAAUGCUUCAGUGGUAACAUUUUAUCCUAACAAGGAAUGUGUAAUCAAAAUCUAGUCUGUGAACCACUGUCACACAGAAAUUUCAGAACUUAAAAAAAUGUCCAUUCUAAGAAGGGUGCCAUUUCCUUUUGGAUUCUUGGGACCAGUGGAAGAGAUACUUUGAGUUGCCCUAUUUCUGGAUUUUGAUGUGGAGAUCAGAGGUUAUUUUUAAUUUGAUGGAUUUUCUCAUGGAAUAGAUCAGUUUCCAGCCUCUUACGGACUUUCUGACUUUCUUUAACAGAGAACCAGAAGUCAAGAUUAACAAUAAUAAUAGCUAACACAUAUAUAAAGCUUUAAAAUUGGCAAAACUCUAUAAAAUAUCAUCUCAUCUGAUCUUCACAAAAACCAUGGGAGGUAAGAGCUAUUAUUUGUUGUUGUUGAGUCAUAUUUGAUUCUUUGCGAUCCAUUUGUCAUUUUCUUGGCAAAGAUAGUGGAGUGGUUUGCCAUCUCCAUCUUCCUGACUCCAGGUCCAGCUCAUUUUAUAGAUUGGAAACUGAGACAAACAAGAUUAAGCGACAUCCCAGGAUCACAUAGCUAGUAAAUGUCUGAGACCAGAUUUGAACUUGGGAAAGAGGAGUCUUUCUCACUUCAAGCCUGGCACUCUAUCCAAUGAACCACCUUGCUGUCCACUAGCACAGUGGUAUAGUGAACAGAGUGCUGGAGUCAGGAAGACCCUAGUUCAAAUAUGGCCUCAGACACUUAAUAGCUGUAGGACCCUAGACAUUAUCUAAAUCAAUGUCUACCUUAGUUUUUUUCCCUAUUUUAACAACCAUUAUCAAUUUCCUUAUCUGUAAAAUAGGGAGAAACUGAGGGAAACAGAUUAAAUGAUUUAUCUAAGGUCAUACAGCUAUUAAGUGUCUGAGGCUGGAUUUUAACUAGGGUAUUCCUGAAUCCAGAUCCAGUACUUUUAUACUAUGCCCUCUACCUACCAUAUAAAUUAGAGAAAACUGGGAAUUUCAAAGAUUUUGGGUCCAUUUCUCCUUUCUGACUGCAUGGGGCCUAGUCCAGUGUAGUUUUAGAGUGGCUAUUCCUGGCUUUUUGAACCACUCAGCCCACUCUUUCUCCAUAGAAUCUGAUGUUGAAUUCCUUUCCCUUGUCCUGGUAUCUUUAAGAGUUUUUCCCAUCUAAAAAGUUAUUUAAAAUCUCCAGGGAUUUUUUUUCCCUUAGGUGAUCUUAAUUAAAGAAGAGGCUGAUGUUUAGCAGAGUAUGAAUUCUCAGGCAUAAUAUUUAAGUCUGUAACCUGCCCCAUAAAUCUUGGAUAAGACUAGCCCUGUGUCUGAGGGAUAGCCAUGGGGACUUUUUUUCUGCCACAUGUCACAAGGAAACAGGCACUCCCAGAAAGGAAAACAGGCAGUCCCAGGAGCCAAUAACCUUGCUUGGGAGCAGGGAAUUUCUUUCAAAUUCCAUCCACUUCCUUGAAUUUCAUGUCCAACUUCUGGGAAAUUCUGAACAGAAUUUUAGAAUUAUCCCAAGUUCCAGGAUCCUCAAAGCAACAAGGAGGUUGUAAUCCUCAACUUUGGAGUCUUCCCAGAUUCAUCUGCUUUAUUCUUAAUGGAUCCUAAAGGAGUUCAGUGUUUCUCAAACCAUGUCCAAGAUGCUUUGACCCCUCUUAAGUGCUAGGAAAAUACAGAUGGAAACAAAAUUAUCCUGCAUACUUUAAUAAUACCUUUACACCUAUCAUGCUCUCCUCCCAACAAUGCUGUGAGGUAAAUAAGCAAAUAUUGUUUUAUCUCCAUUAUGCUAACAGGGAAGCUGAGACUCAGUGACUCUUUGUGAUUUCAUAGGUAGUUCUUGUCAGAGCCAGAAUCAAAAUUCACGGUCUUCUAAAGCCAGAUCACCACACUAAGCUUCUUCUGGGAGAAAAAAAAAAAGUAGACAGCAGGCGAGGUCCGUGGCUGUCCACUUACCGGGAUGGACACAAGAUAUAUCAGCUUCGAAGUGUUUGUGACUUUUCUCAGAGGAGCAUUCUUUUCUUAAGGAGAUUUUCUUAGAGGUUGGACCCGAGUCUUCAGCUGGCGUUCUGUCCAACCUUUUUUCUGUACGUCUUCCCCUGAGAUCCCUAGGCGGCGCUGCUUUCCUCCUGCCUUGCCUGGCUCCCUUUUCCCAGACGGCAGCUGAACCACACUUAAGGCUUUCUCUGAGCCGGCUAACCCAGUAUUCAUUUCAGCCCAGAGAAGGAAGACGAACCUCAGCCCAUUUCCUACAUUUUCGCCGGCGGUAGUAUAGUCUAUGUAGUUUAUUCCGUGCCGGGUGAGCUCAACUGGAGCCCCGGAGAAUGGUCACGGGUAGCUCCGCUCCGAGGAAUGUGCCAGAGGGGAAGGAUGUUGGGCUGGAUAGUGAUUCUUUGCUUGUGGACCGGCUCCUGCGCUGCGGAACAUCUGGAGUACUCUGAGUUUGAGGAGACGGAGCAUGGCAAGAUUGUGGGGAACGUUGCCACCGACUUAGGGCUGGCAGCCGACACGCUUAUUUUCCGGAAAUUUCGCCUUCUUUCCAGCAACGGCGGCGAGCCCUACUUUGGGGUGGAGCUGGGCAGCGGCAGCUUGUUUGUCCGGGAGCCGGCCGAUCGCGAGCGGCUCUGCGGAGCCAAGCCUAUCUGCAUUCUCAACUAUGAGCUAGUGCUCAAAUAUCCAUUGGAGCUUCACCGGAUGAGUGUCCACAUUCUGGACCUCAAUGACAACCCGCCUCGCUUCCCCGAAGGCGAGGUGCUGCUUCACCUAGCAGAGUUCCUGGUGCCGGGAGCCCGCUUCACACUUCCCAACGCCCAGGACGCAGAUGAAGGAACCAACGGGUUACUGAGCUACUCGCUGAGUCCUAGCGAGCACUUCCGUUUGGAGAUGGGGACCCGUUCGGACAGCAGCGAGUAUCCCGAGUUGGUGCUGGAGAAAUCGUUGGAUCGCGAGCAGCGCGACACCCACAGGCUGGUGCUGACUGCUCGGGAUGGGGGCCAGCCUGAUCGUUCCGAAUCUGUUCAGGUCACAGUCACCGUUGUGGACACCAACGACAACGCGCCUGUGUUUCAGCGCUCAGUUUACCGGGCCAGUGUUUCAGAGACAGCGCCCAACGGGACUGUGCUGAUUCGAGUGCAAGCCUCCGACCCUGACGAGGGUCCCAACGGGGAGGUCCGGUACAUCUUUAGCAAUAGCACUCCAACAGAGCUGAGACUCCAGUUUCGAGUGCACUCCCAAAGUGGGGAGGUGAGUGUGGUGGCGCCGCUUGGACCAGCUGACAAAUUGCUGGAGUUAUUCAUCGAGGCGAGAGACGAGGGAGCGUUUAGUUUAGCCAGCACUGCUAAACUGCUGGUGGAAGUGAUCGAUGUGAACGACCACGCCCCAGAGGUGCGCAUCACCUCACUCUCCAGUCCCGUGUCCGAGGACGCGCCUUCAGGCACUGCGAUUGCCCUGUUGAGUGUCCGAGACGAAGAUCGGGGUCCCAAUGGAAAGGUAACCUGCAGCAUCCAAAGCAACGGCCCCUUCCAGCUACGCCCUUCUUUCGACAACUACUACAGCUUGUUAACUGAUGGGCCUCUAGACCGGGAACAAACCAGCGAAUACCAGGUCACGAUCGUAGCUUCCGACGGCGGCUCUCCCCCUCUAAGCACGCACAGGACAGUGACCGUGCUCGUUGAGGAUGUGAAUGACCACGCACCGAGCUUUCCUUUGCCUCAGCAGGAGUUCUUCGUGGCGGAAAACAAUGGAGCUGGGGCCUCGCUGGGUCGCGUGUUCGCCCAGGACCAGGACCUGAACCAGAAUGGCCUUGUGUCCUAUCUGCUGCGGGAUCUUCACUCAGACAGGCCGCUGGCCUCCAGCCUGGUAGAGGUGGAUCGGAUAAGCGGAGCCAUCACUGCCAAAACUUCCUUUGACUUCGAGCAGCUCAAGGGAUUUCACUUCGUGGUGGAAGCCAUGGAUGGCGGCAUUCCUGCCAGGAGUACAGAAGUGAAGGUCAGCGUGUUCAUCGUGGACCGAAAUGACAAUCCCCCAGCCAUCCUGUAUCCUCUGGUCAAAAAUGGCUCAGUCCCAGUAGAAAUUGUGCCUCGUCAGGCCAAAACAGGGUACUUGGUCACCAAGGUAGUAGCCGAGGAUGCAGACAGUGGGCCAAACGCUUGGCUUUCCUACCAUGUCCUGCAAGCUUCGGACCUGAGCCUUUUUUCUGUCUCCCCUAACACAGGAGAGCUCCGGACCCGGCGCUCCAUUCUGCCGACAGAUGCAGUAAAGCAGAAGUUGGUGAUCAUGGUUCAGGACCACGGGGAUCUUCCCCUCUCCUCCUCCAUCACUUUGGGUGUACUGUUGGUAGAUUCUCCCCCACAGGUCAUUCCUGACUUCAAGGACGGGUGGGAAACACGAGGACAGCUUUCGACCCCUAAUUUAUAUUUAGUGAUAGCCCUUGCGUGCAUUUCCUUUUUGUUUCUGGUGUUUUUAGUCUUCUCCGUUUGCAUCAAAUGGAGCCAGGGCCAAUCUUGUAGCUGUCAUAGCUGCUGCCCUUCGCACUGUUGCUCCCCAGAGUCAUAUCAAUGUCGAAAGAAGAUGCCUCAGAACCCUGGCCUGACGUCUGCCACCAUUGACGUCACUGCAGUGGGGAGGCUUUCUCAAACCUACCUCUACCAAGCCUCACUGGGGCUUGGUUCCAGCAAUAACAAUUUAUUCUUGCGUGGAGAAUACAGUACAGCAGACCUAAGGAAUCUUGUCAGUGGGGUUGGACUGAAUUUGCCAAUAUCCUGUAUUCAGAUUCGAAACAGAAAAGGGGAACAUGCAAAUGACAAAGCUAUGCCAAAACAACCCAACCCUGACUGGCGUUAUUCUGCCUCUCUGAGAGCAGGAAUGCACAGCUCAGUGCACCUGGAAGAAGCAGGCAUCUUGAGGGCAGGGCCAGGAGGACCAGAUCAGCAGUGGCCAACUGUGUCCAGUGCAACACCUGAACCUGAAGCAGGAGAGGUGUCUCCCCCUGUAGGAGCUGGUGUCAACAGCAACAGCUGGACCUUUAAAUAUGGACCUGGCAACCCCAAGCAACCUGGCCCUGGUGAGUUGCCAGACAAAUUCAUUAUCCCGGGAUCUCCUGCAAUCAUCUCCAUCCGGCAGGAGCCACCCAACAACCAAAUUGACAAAAGUGACUUCAUUACCUUUGGGAAAAAGGAGGAGACCAAGAAGAAGAAGAAAAAGAAGAAGGGCAACAAGACCCAAGAAAAAAAAGAGAAAGGGAACAGCACCACUGACAACAGUGACCAGUGAGGGAUCCUAUGGAACAAAGCCACUUAGCCAGUUUUGUAAUAAUGGCAAAUCUCUCUUAUGUAGCAACUCCUGACUCUUUCCUCCUGUCCAGACCAGUCCUAUCUGUACAGAUCCCAGAAAUCAACAGAAAGUUUCCGGUGUCUGUUUAGAUCACAUAUAAACAGGUUUUGUCUUAAAGCUUUACUCAAUCUGAUGUUAACUCUUUCUCUCCACUCUGGCUUGUUUUCAGAACCUAAAAAGCAGACCCAAGUUUCCUUUCUCCUCCGCCGCAAAGGAGAGGCCUCCCAGCCCCACCCGUGAGAGGUUGGACUCUUAGCCUUGUGCUCCUGGAAUCCUGUCUUGAUGGCACUUACAGGGCAGGCUGAAAGGUUUUCAGAUUGGGUGGUCCGGGUUUUACUUUUGAUGUGUGACUGUGCAUGUUGGGGAUGGGGUGGAGGUAUGUGGGUGUGUAUGUAUGUGUUUACAGAAGUCAUUAAGGGAAGGCAAAAUUAGGUUACUUGGUGCAAGAAGACAUGGAAACUUGAAGAAACAAAACCAAUUAGUAGUUCUGAACUUUUCAGCCCAGGGAGGAAACAUGAGAAAGGAAUUGACUCGAUUUUCCAAACUUAGUGUGGGAUAGGUAAGGAAUCUUUAGUGACAGGAGGUGGUACCCAUUCUCUAGACAAAAUCCCUUGACUAUUAACCUGUUUAUACAUUAUUAGAGGUCCUGAAAAAAAUUGGCUAUGGUGUUAUUUUAAAAUCUUAAAAACAGUUCCUCAAACUCUAACAGGAGGAGGUUCAGAUGGACAUGUUGGGAAAGUAAGUGGCUCAGCUGCUGUUUCCUGUGUGUCCUUGUCCUGACCCUGUUAGACAUUCUUUUGCACACAACGUUUCUGAAAAGGCCAGACAGUCCUUUUCAUAUAUAUGCAAAAGGGAAAGAAAAAAACCCCAACACCUCACUUUAUCUAUGCUCUUUGUUAUUUGAUAGAUUUAUUUUAAAAUGGAACUAUAGUUAUAAAUGUUGAGAAACAAAUAUGAUAAAUAUGAUUUCCCUUUGCCCCCAAACAGAAUUCAAUCUACAGCCAUUAGAAACAAUCAUUGCUGCUACUGAAGUGCUUUAGAGAAAUUGCCUAAAACAUCUGUAUUAUAUCGGCCACCUGCCAAUCACAGCUUUACUCUAUCAGGUCACUCUGGGACUGCCUCUUGCAUGUAUUAAUUACUAAAUCCAAGGAUCCCCAUCCUUAAAAAAAAUGUUUUUUUUAUGUGCACUUUGAUUACACAAUCUUCUUCAAUCAACCAUCCUAAGACUAAGAAAUGAAAGAUACCUGUUGUUUUCUCAGACAUACAGAACACACUUACAGAUCCUCUAAUUCUGUGAAUUGUCUUGGUGCGCUAGCUUAUGACCUUCCCUUUGAUUUUGUUUCCCUCUUUUCUAUGACACUCUGAAUUGCUGCCCUUACUACUACUCAUGAUGUAAAAUCCAAUUACUGUAUGUAUGCUGUAUGCUCUUAUAAAAAAUCCUGAAAUAUACUUACUCUGUGCUUGUGUAUGUGAAUGUCAAUGCAACUAUUACCUAGAGUGGACUUUAAGCUUUAUUGUUGAAUGUAACCCCAUUACAUUUCUUUUUUGUACACCUGUGAAAAAAAGUGGAAUAGUGUUCAGUUAAAAAAAAAUAACCACCACUGUUAAUCAGUUUUUGUGUAUGAAAGACACAGUAAAAUAUCUUUCUUAAAUCGAGAUACUGGUGAUUCAAAGAAUUUUAUUUAUGGUCAGUCAAAAGUCUCCCUUGUCCUUUGCUACGAGUCCAGCUGUUGAGGGAUUGGAUGAAGCUGCGUUUUUCUAGUAACAAUUCUGGAAGGAAUUCAGAAGAUAAUUCCCUGUGGGUGUGUGAGUACACAACCAGACAGCUUGUGACCUCCAUAAAUACUGAAUUUCUAAGGCUAUCAUAUCCUAUCACAGAGAAUGAUCAAAGUUAAUGUCAUUCUAGCUAGAACAUUUUAAGUUUGUUGAAAUGUACAAAUUAGAUGUUUGGUCAGUUAUUUUUGCUCUAGCACUCGUUGAUCUGAACAAGAAAGAUAGGAAUCUGUUACAAAGCUUUCCAUCCCCUUGCAAAGAAUUGUUUUCUCUUUAUGAUUGAGCUUUGAUUCUCCCAUAUUUUGAAGGGUGUGUAAAUUCAGCGUUGUAGGUUUGCAUGGGGUAAAACAGGUUGCCAGCACAUACAAGUCAUGGCUACAUUCUAGGUUCCGACAACUUUGUCCCUCUCAACCCCAUGUACUUGACCUUAUGUGCCUUCUGAAUAAUAGGAGAAUUGGGCUAAUUUGUUAAUGAUAAGAAUGAUGACAAAUCUGUGCAGCGCUUUUUCUAUUGGGAAAGUGCUUUCCAAUCUUUUGUUAGUUACCAGUUAUUACAGCUGUAAGUACAAAACAGCAUGUGUAUUCAUUUUUAAUUGGUGCUAUUGGUAUUUCUUAUGUUAUUGCUAAUAAACAGAUAAUGGUACAUAUACAAGAAA
Messenger RNA from Monodelphis domestica (gray short-tailed opossum), 11606 nucleotides. Its product is annotated as protocadherin alpha-C2. NCBI's taxonomy places the organism in Eukaryota, Metazoa, Chordata, Mammalia, Didelphimorphia, Didelphidae. The record is from RefSeq and is a predicted model, not a curated record. Gene Ontology annotation, cellular component: plasma membrane. Gene Ontology annotation, molecular function: calcium ion binding. Gene Ontology annotation, biological process: homophilic cell-cell adhesion.